Molecule: messenger RNA, 1033 nt
Organism: Chironomus riparius
Lineage: Eukaryota; Metazoa; Arthropoda; Insecta; Diptera; Chironomidae
Source: the annotation of a GenBank genome assembly
UGACCAUGAAAUGAUAUUAUAAUGCAAAAAUUUCUAGUAUGUGUAAAUUACAUCAGUGAUAAAUAAUUGUUUUUCUUCAUUCAUCAAAACACGUUAAAUCAUGAGUAAAAUCACAAUGAAGUUUAUAAACAUCGUUUUAUUCUCCUUUUUUAUUCACUUGACAAAUGGUGAUACGAAGAAAACAUCUAUGAAUGAAGACUUAAAUCGCGCGUGUAUUAUUCGUUUUUUACAAAUAAGAGGAAAACUCGACGAACAGAUUCAAGUGUCACCAGCUCCAGCUGAUAUGUGUAGAAUAUUAUUGCCAUUAGUUUAUGCAAAUCAUAGUGAACGAUUAUGUUUAAGAUUAUGGGAAACAAAAAGUAUAAAAGCUGAAUGUGUUUUUGAAACUUUAAAGAAAUUUGAGUUUGUUGAUUUAGAAUUGAAACAAGAAAUAAUUACAAAAUUGAAAUCAAUACCAAAAGGUGAUAAAAGAAAAAUUUUACAUGAAGUUACUGUGGCACAGCGCGAAGCUUUGACAAGAACAGCUAAAAUGUGUAAAAGUGAUUUUACAUACGGAGGUCUAUUUGAUGAAAUUUUGGGAAUAAAUAGUUCUCUGAUCGCCCUACAAAGAGAAUAUUGUCUUUUAAAAUAUGCGCUUGAAAAUAAGUUUUUAGAUUUACGAUAUAUUAAUAUUAAUCCACGAAAUAUCGAUGUAAGAAACAUCGAAUGUACUUCAAUCAUAGUUCAAUCUCAAGAUGAAAGUGAGGAGAAAUUAUUGGAAGCAUUUAAAAGUAGAAAAUAUUCAUCAGAUGCAAUAAACUGUUUAAUUGAAAAGUACAAAGAUGAGAGAAUAUUUGGAUGGAAUUUAGCAAAAGACUUUUUGUACAAAAUAAAGAUCAGUGAAAAUGAAAAGCGUGCAGAAGAUUGGAGAAUCAGCAAAAAGCUUUCAGACUUUAAUAAAAUUUCGUCUAACUGUUUAUACUCAUUUAAUUGGUCGCUUUUUCAAUUUAAAUGAGAUAUUUGCAUUCUCAUAUAUAUUGACAUGAUUUUAAAG